AUGUGUAGUUUUUUUUAUUAUAUUACCAAAAUAGCCUUUGUAUUUUAUCAGAUAACUGCUUCUCAGGGUCAAGGUCAAACUCAGCAGCAAGGUUUCAAUGGGUGGUCUGUGUUUAAGACUCUGCUCUUUCGAAUGCUCAUUAUAUAUAUGAUAAGCCAGUGGUUUCGCAAAUCAAACACUCCGACAAAUAAAACUUCAGAUGGACAACUUCAGGGUCCUUUCCCGGCUUCUAAUAUUUUUGGAAAAGAAACUUACAUGGACUUGUAUGUGUACAUAACAGAAGAAGAAAUGAUGACAAAAUUUGAUGAGUCUAAUUUGUUUUGGAUGGAGGAAGGCAUGCCAUAUGAUGGUUGGACUGGUGGCCAAGAUGGGGAGGGAACAUACACUAUGACAGGAAAACUGCCCAUUUCAGAAAGUGUCCAAAACAAUGGCUCGUUGUACAUUCACGUUUACUUUGUCAAAAAUGGUUUCUCACCAAACCCAUCUGAUGUUGAGAGGUACCAUAGUCAACAUGUUGUCUACAAGAAGAAAUUGCUGAACAAGUUUAAGAAGCGUCGUUUUCACACAAUGAAGAACCUGCUUACGGGCACAACUGAUGCACACGCUGAUCUUGUGAGGAAUGCAACUGAGAGUAAGUUUGAAAUAAUCUCUCACUGGCAUCCGAAUUUGACCAUCAACCUGGUUAACGAUCAGACUGGCUUUGUUAAGGGUUCAAUACCAGCCCCACUUGAUGAAUAUGUGGUAUUCUUGCCGGGAGAUAUCCACUACUAUCCAAUUUUGUAUUUCAACGAUUACUGGAACCUCAACAGUGAAUAUACACCCAUCAAUUCCACCACCAAGGUUUUGAACUUGACGCUGACAUACUACCCCCUCUCCCUGUUUAAAUGGCAGAUGUAUGCAGCACAAGGAAUGCAGAACAAGUGGUUCAACAUGUUUGGUGAGGAUCUGGUGGAAAAUAAUGAUGAGGAGCAAGAUUCACUCAAGAGAGCAUUCAUAGAGACGAAUCCAUAUCUUCUGUUUAUUACCAUUGUUGUCUCCCUUGUCCACAGUGUUUUUGAGUUUCUAGCUUUCAAAAAUGACAUCCAGUUCUGGCGCAAUCGUAAAUCUCUGGAAGGAUUGUCUGUUCGUUCGGUUUUUUUUAAUGUUUUCCAAUCAGUUGUUGUUCUCCUCUAUGUUCUUGACAAUGAGACCAACUUUGUUAUCAAAGUCAGUGUUUUUGUUGGAUUGCUGAUUGAAAUUUGGAAGAUUCAAAAAGUUAUUGACAUCCAGUUGGACAGAGAGAACAAGUGGUUUGACAGGAUACCAAUGAUUAAGAUCAAGGAUAAGUCAACGUACACUGAAUCACAGACGAAGAAAUAUGAUCUCAUGGCAUUCAGAUAUCUCUCGUGGUUGUUAUUCCCACUGUUGAUCUGUUAUGCCGUCUAUUCAGUCUUAUACCUUGAACACAAGGGCUGGUACUCCUGGGUGCUCAGCAUGCUCUAUGGCUUCCUACUCACUUUUGGUUUCAUAAUGAUGACACCUCAACUGUUCAUCAACUACAAAUUAAAGUCAGUGGCUCAUCUGCCAUGGAGGAUGUUGACAUACAAAGCACUGAACACCUUUAUUGAUGAUUUGUUUGCUUUCGUCAUCAGGAUGCCCAUGCUCUACAGGCUGGGAUGCUUCAGAGAUGACAUCAUCUUCUGUAUCUACCUGUACCAGCGUUGGAUCUAUAGAGUUGAUCCUAAGCGUAUCAAUGAAUUUGGAACAAGUGCUGAGAUGAUGGAAGAUGAAACAUUGCAAACACCUGCAAUCACUGCAUCACCAACACCAUCAUCCACAUCAUCCACAUCACCAGAAAGUGUUGAAGCUGAUAAAACCAUUGAGUCGCGUAAGUUUUGA
This is a messenger RNA of Helobdella robusta, 1878 nucleotides long. RefSeq lists its product as hypothetical. Lineage: Eukaryota; Metazoa; Annelida; Clitellata; Rhynchobdellida; Glossiphoniidae. The transcript is spliced from 14 exons. Gene Ontology annotation, cellular component: endomembrane system; membrane. The coding region runs from base 1 to 1878 and encodes 625 amino acids. The record is from RefSeq and is a predicted model, not a curated record.